This is a messenger RNA of Labrus mixtus (cuckoo wrasse), 888 nucleotides long. Its product is annotated as NXPE family member 3-like. The transcript is spliced from 2 exons. NCBI's taxonomy places the organism in Eukaryota, Metazoa, Chordata, Actinopteri, Labriformes, Labridae. The coding region runs from base 51 to 677 and encodes 208 amino acids. The record is from RefSeq and is a predicted model, not a curated record.
UCUGUUUCCCCUUUUUGUUGUUUUAAUCCAGUACCAGAGGAGGACUCACCAUGUGGCUAAAAGGUUUUAUAAGUAACCUUGUCAAAAUGAAACUUCUGAAGACCUGUGUCAUCCUUCUCCUUCUGACUGUGUUGUUCUUUACACUAAGAAACAUGGACCUGCUGCAGAUUCAUUUUGAAGAAAACUCUAUCAUCUUCCUCAAGAAAGUGACCUCCGCUCCUUCCACUGGUCCUGUGUUGGCUCCUUACAUGCCUGACAACUUCUGCACCUUCAAGCCACUGUCUUCUGCAGAUGCUGAGGAGGAACAUCUCUUAUUGGACUCCAUUGCUUGGCCUGAAACUCCUCCUCUGCCAGCUCCUUUUUCAUUGAGUCAGACAAGUAAUGCCGCCCACAGCACCUUCACCAUUCUCCCAGGGGGGGUUGGAGACGAGCGGCAUGUAGGAGACCAGCUGGAAGUUAUGAUAAAAAUGUACGACUUCCAAGGUAACCCCAAGAAGUCUGGAGGAGAUGCAAUUGUUGCCCAGUUGCACAACAGGGCACUUGAAGCAGGUGUGGCUGGACGAGUGGUGGAUCUCCUUAAUGGCUCCUACUCUGCUGUAUUCUCUUUACUCUGGGAAGGAAGUGCACAGGUUGAGGUAAAGUUCAAGGCUAUAUCCUUAAAUGUUAAUGUACAAUAAGUAAUGCCAAAAGAAUUACCUAUUGCAAUGGUAUUGUCCUGUAGGUAGUUUAAUUCAUGAAAUGUAAACCAUUCCCCCUGAUUACUUUUGCUAACAAGCAACAACAUUCAAAGUUAAAACAAAGACAUGUGGAAGUCUGCAGCGCUCCUGGUCCGGUUGCAUUCAACGACGUCAAAGAAAAUAUAAGGAAAGAAAACUCUCUGUGCUCGAC